Messenger RNA from Coccidioides posadasii C735 delta SOWgp, 1831 nucleotides. RefSeq lists its product as uncharacterized. The record is from RefSeq and is a predicted model, not a curated record. Gene Ontology annotation, molecular function: medium-chain fatty acid-CoA ligase activity. Lineage: Eukaryota; Fungi; Ascomycota; Eurotiomycetes; Onygenales; Onygenaceae. Gene Ontology annotation, biological process: fatty acid metabolic process.
CUGCCAUUGAAUUGGUGUUCCCAUCGUUUACUACUACAUAUAAUUUUCUUUACCUCUGUUCUUGACACAUCCUCUUUUAACUGGAGAUUUUCUUUAUCAUUUUCGCUUUCGGACUAAAUUUAGGUCUUAAGCUUCCAUCAUGUCUACCCUUGCAAACUCCUUACCCGGCAAAGCUCAGAGCACUGCUAUUAUCAUCCCCGGCAAACCAGAUGCAUUAACCAUUAGUUAUGAGAGACUGCAUGCCGAUAUACUUGCAUUCCAAUCAAAAUUAGCCCGCUUAGGCAUCACUCAUGCCUCCGCGGUCUCCGUUGCUCUCCCGAAUUCGUACGAAUUCAUUGUCUCGUUUCUUGCUACCUCAUGGCAAAGAGCAAUCGCUGCUCCUCUGAAUCCGGCUUAUAAGCAGGAUGAAUUUGAAUUCUAUAUUGGUGACUUGAGCUCGGCCCUGGCGCUCGUGCCAAAGGGUUCCUAUGGACAGGAUGGCCCUGCGGUUCGUGCUGCAAGGAAGUAUAACGCUGCUAUUGCGGAAUGUUACUGGAACGGCAAGCAGGUCGUGUUGGACAUAAAGGAGCAUGGAAAGCUAGCCGGACGGGAGAACCAGAAUGUUGAAACUGCACAACCGGAUGACAUUGCACUUGUUUUGCAUACUAGUGGAACUACGGGUAGACCCAAAGCUGUUCCUCUUACCCAUAGAAACUUGACAAGGACGAUGAGAAAUAUCCAAGCAACCUAUUCCUUGACUGAAAAUGACCGAACCCUCCUUGUGAUGCCCCUUUUCCAUGUCCAUGGACUUCUAGCGGCUUUUCUUGCACCUCUUCUCUCUGGUGGUUCAGCAGUAGUCCCGCUCAAGUUUUCGGCUUCAGAAUUCUGGUCCGAUUUCAUCACUUACAAGGCGAACUGGUAUACGGCCGUCCCGACCAUUCACCAAAUACUGCUCAAGAAUCCUAUCCCAUCACCAGUUCCUAAUAUUCGCUUCAUUCGCUCCUGCUCCUCACCUCUUUCGCCAAAAACUUUCCAUGACCUGCAGAAGGCCCUUCAGGCACCCGUGCUGGAAGCUUAUGCUAUGACAGAAGCAGCCCACCAAAUGACAAGCAACCCUCUUCCCCCAGGGAAACGUAUUCCCGGCAGUGUGGGUAUCGGCCAAGGUGUUGAUGUCAGAAUCCUCGAUUCGGAAGGCAACGAAGUCUCACAAGGUACAGAGGGCGAAAUCUGUAUCCGCGGCGAAAACGUCACUAAGGGUUAUCUCAACAACCCCACCGCCAACAAGUCGUCUUUCACAAAAGGCGGCUUCUUCCGAACUGGCGACCAGGGCAAAAAGGAUAAGGAUGGCUACGUCUACAUCACAGGCCGGAUCAAAGAACUUAUCAAUAAAGGCGGAGAGAAAAUUAGCCCCAUCGAGCUUGAUAAUGUGAUUACACAGAAUCCUCAUGUAGCCGAGGCGGUCUCCUUCGCCAUCCCAGAUCAAAUUUACGGAGAAGAUAUUGGCGUAGCAGUUGUCCUUAAAAAGAGAGGGAGCAUCUCCGAGGACGCAUUGAAGGCUGAGCUAGCGCCAAAGGUCGCCAAGUUCAAGGUCCCAAAGAAGAUCUGGAUCCUCCUUGAAAUCCCUAAAACUGCAACAGGUAAAAUCCAACGUCGAAAGGUCGCUGAAGCAAUGCUCAAGGAGUCUCCUGCACCGAAGCUUUAAUAUAUUAUAUUAAAUCGCCGUACACUGAUAGAACAACAUGCUAUAUACCAUAAUCAAUCCGAUUCUACGAGCAGGAUAGAUUGUAUUUUGAACAGGCUAUUCAAAAGAUUCGCAUUCUCCGCAACAUUUAACUACAUUUUCGAUAUUUUU